Molecule: messenger RNA, 1366 nt
Organism: Cantharellus anzutake
Lineage: Eukaryota; Fungi; Basidiomycota; Agaricomycetes; Cantharellales; Hydnaceae
Product: Rof/RNase P-like protein
Exons: 5
Coding region: 66-977 (303 amino acids)
Biological process (GO): rRNA processing; tRNA 5'-leader removal
Cellular component (GO): ribonuclease MRP complex; ribonuclease P complex
Molecular function (GO): ribonuclease P RNA binding
Source: RefSeq, a predicted model, not a curated record
GUCACAUGCCGUGCGUGAACAAUUGGUCAAAUUGAAUUCUUUGCCCAUCGCUGGCGUCUCGUGUCAUGUCAAAAGAUGUUCCAAGCCUUGAUAUUUACGCCCCAUUUCCGAUAGUCAGGGGUCCUCAAGAAGCCCCUGGAGCGCCCGCCAGCCCAACCGUCACCAAGUUCCUGCCAGACAGAACCUCCAAUGAUGGCCUUACGCAAUGGGCAAAAUCGCAUGUUUCUCUCCGCGCUUUUCAACCCUCAGAAAGUCAUUCGGUAAAAACACUCACAGCUAAAGCGGAACGUCGGAAGAAAGCCAAAGCCGCAAGGAAGGCAGGGAUCAUCAGCCGGAGGGAAGCUAAGAAAACAGGCGUGUGGAAUAUUGACAAACGAAUUGCAAUAUGGGCGACAUUCAUGCCAAUACACCUAAUGUGGUGUGCAUACAUGGCGGAAUUAAUCAGUUUACCGCCCAGACCAACCCCUAGUGAAGAUGGAACACUUCCAAAUGCUACGAUGCCGAACGCCGAGGCUAUGCAGUCAAAACUUGUUAGAGCUGAUUUGCAUGGAAGUAUUAUCAAAGUUAAACAGAGCCGAAAUACGUCAGUGAUAGGGUCAGAAGGUAUAGUCAUCCAUGAAACCGAAAACACGUUCAAAUUGGUCACAAAAAAGAAUGCGCUCAAAAUUAUACCGAAGGAAAACAGCAUUUUCACGAUUUUAAUCCCUUUAUAUGCUCCGCCCCGAUUCGAUCCCACUGCACUAGCUGGCAGAGGUGAUAGAUCAACAGGGCCUGCACCGUCGUCAUCGAUGGGCAUAGAUGCAGACCCAUCAUCGGCGACGGUGUCCUCUUCUAACUUUUAUUCACCUUCUGCACUCGAAUCGCCACUUGAGAGGGAGCCUUCAAUACAAUUCGAGCUGUAUGGCAAUCACUUCCGGUUCCGUGCUGCGGAUCGUGCAUCGAGGAAGUUCAAACCGAAAACGACAAUUGAAAUCUAGGUGUAAUGUGGAUUGACGCACAAAACUGAGAAAAGUAGGCUUUUCUUCGGUUUGAUGGGUGGAACUUGCGAUUCUGUAGUUGAAUCACUGUCCUGACAUGGGGGGGCUUGAAGCCGGCCACCGCUGCGAUCCCUGAAGCAGGUCAUUUAUCGCCACUGGCGGUAAGUACCAGGUGCUGUUAGCAAUGCCGACAUUCACCACAUGAUUGGCAAUCAACGGGGAAUAGGAAGUCACACAGCGGGUAUAUUAUCUACGGACAUAGGUAAACAGCAUUACUAAGAUCAUUAAAAUCGCAAUAUCACUGCUAUCAUCGACGAAUGAUCGACUAAGCACGAACGACGUAGCCUAAGUUGGUCCUCAGGUGACAACGGGUCUAAUUGGGAAAUCGG